CCCCACAGCUGCGGGCCUGGACACCACCUCGUGGGCCGAGCCUGCCGCGACGUGGACGAGUGUGCGUAUGAGCCUUGUCUGCACGGCGGUACCUGUUACAACCUGGUCCCUGGUUACCGGUGUGCGUGCGGCCCUGCCUUUGAGGGGGAGAACUGCCAGUGGACGAAACUACCUCCUCACGCCCACACUCUGGUCACGCCCAUUCUCAUAUCGGCGAUUACGUUCUCUUCAUUUCUCCUGGUCAUCCUCAUCCUGGUCGUGGCCAUGCGCGUGCGGCGAUGGCGCGGCGGGGCGGGGGGCGACGCGCCGAGGCCCGACAGCAUGCAGGGUCUGACCGGGGGGGCGCUGACCCCCGAGUCGGCCAAGGGGGAGUGCCACCGCCCCCCGAGUGCCUCGCCCAGGGAGGAGAAGGUCCUGCUGGAGACGCUCAAAGUCAAGAUUCCCGGCACUAAACUUCGCCUCGUAGGUGAUCAUCGAGGGAGCUUUUUUUCUCUAAGUAUUCUUGUGGGAUUUUCUCCUUUUAUCUCUCUCGUUCUUCAUCUUCUUUCGUGUUCUUCGUGAGUUGUGACAUGUUGCUGAGGCUUGCCUGGUGUUGCUUAUGUCUUUCGUUUGCUAAAUGAUGACGAUAAUCUUGCGUGUGCCCCCUCCCCCCAGAGAAGCCCCCGCCCGUGUCUCACACGUGCACGACCACGCUGGCUGUGGAUGACGACGCCGCCGUGAGGGAGCUGAGCCUGAUCGCGGCGCCCGGGUCGUGCCGCGCGAGCCCUCACUCGAGCGCGGGGAGCCGGCCGACGCCGUCCAUCUCGAGGAGCUGCUCGGCGUCCUCCGUGCGCGGCGACGCCAGCGUGGCCAAGAGGCUAAGUCUGCCGCGGCUGGCGGCCUCCCCCAUGGGCGCGGGGGACUGCCAGCGGGUGCUGGCGUCGGCGCGGGUGAGCGCCGCGCAGCCGCUUCUGCCGCAGGACGACCUUAGAGCUUAUGCCUACGAGGGCGACGGCUCGCCUUCGGGAUCACUCACCUCCACGGUCUUAGGUCUGCGGACGUCGUCCAUCGAGGACACGAGCGUACGGCCGCUCAUCCCCGAGUACGGCGAGGUCCUCGACCUGAUCAGGAACCUCCCCGACGCCGCCGACUCGCCCCUCCUGCGCCUCUCGAACCCGCGGCGGAGCCACGAAGGAGGCGCGGGGCCUCCGUCUCUCCCGACGCCAGAGGUCAAGACGAUCGCGAGGCCGGAGGACGCGUGCGACGUCAGAGCCCGCUGCCUGUCGCUGUCGGCCGCGAGAAGGAGCCCGCCGGAGUCAGGGGCGGAGCCGCGGCGAAGGGCGGGGAGCCACGGGCCGUCGCCGCACCGCUACAGUACGGCGUGCUGAUGUCCGGCCGCUCUGGGGGCGCCGACGGCCGCUCGUCUGCCGCGCCGACGCCCGAUGCUGUGUCUUGUUCAGCCGAGGAAGUGAAUCGGUGUGUGUGUUAAUAAGUUAGGGGACCCACAGAAAUGUUAUUGAAACUAAUUUAUUCGUAAAUGUUUAUAAGGAUUAUAUAUAUAGAUAU
Penaeus chinensis is the source of this 1545-nucleotide messenger RNA. RefSeq lists its product as uncharacterized. The coding region runs from base 888 to 1367 and encodes 159 amino acids. The record is from RefSeq and is a predicted model, not a curated record. The transcript is spliced from 3 exons. Lineage: Eukaryota; Metazoa; Arthropoda; Malacostraca; Decapoda; Penaeidae.